This is a messenger RNA of Prionailurus viverrinus (fishing cat), 2953 nucleotides long. It is a transcript of the gene NHERF4, whose product is annotated as NHERF family PDZ scaffold protein 4. Gene Ontology annotation, cellular component: apical plasma membrane. Gene Ontology annotation, molecular function: protein-membrane adaptor activity; signaling receptor binding. NCBI's taxonomy places the organism in Eukaryota, Metazoa, Chordata, Mammalia, Carnivora, Felidae. The record is from RefSeq and is a predicted model, not a curated record. Gene Ontology annotation, biological process: protein localization to plasma membrane.
AUUUCUGGGGACUGGGAGGCAAAGGGAAGAGAGAAGAAGGGAAGGUCUUUCUGGAGCAGAAUGGAGGGGGCAAGUUCUAAAUUUGGGGGUUCGCCCAAGUCCUUUCAGUUAAUGACUGUGGAAGAGGAGUGGGGUGGGGAGGGAAUGCGCCCCUCCUCUCCUCAGCCCUUCUUUGCCCAGCAGAUCUUCAGGACACAGCCUCGUUAACUCUGUAAGUGCCAUGCUGGGAAGGAUUGGGGCGAGGGGUGGAGGAGAUCCAAGGUGGGGAAAGCCUUCAUUCGCACCUCAAGUAGAGACCGGGACCAGAGUCCCGAUGUCAGCUUGCUCCUACCUGUGUCCCUUGCCUCCUUGCAGGAAGUUUGAGUUUAACCCAAAGCAGGGCAUUGAUAAUCCUGUCCUCUCUCUGGCUGAAGACCUUGACCCCUCCGGUAACCCCCUCGCCCUGGGCAACCAUUCCCUUUCCCCAGAGAUACCACAGCUCUCUCCGGCCUCCCGUCUCCUUGGUAACCACUCCACUCGGCCUCCCUCUGAUAGCAGCCUGGUGGGGAGUUAGGAGGGGUUUGGGUGUUUUCUUUUGUCCAAGCCACUCUUCCCACAUUUGGGUAUUUGGCCCCACUGCCCAAUACUUAACCGGGUAGGAGCCUGCCCAGUGCCCUAUCACAAGGGUAGCGUCUGCCAGGCACAAGGCGACUGGUAUUUGGGCCCCCUCUUCCUCCCCCUUUUCUGUUGCCCACAUCCCCUUCCAGAUCUCUGGAGCCUGGAGCGGCCUCGCUUCUGUCUGCUGAGCAAAGAGGAGGGCAGGAGUUUUGGCUUCCACCUGAGACAGGAUCUGGUCAAGGCUGUGCCUGUGGUGUGCAGGGUGGAGCCAGGCACCUCUGCCCAGCGCCAGGGUCUUCGGGAAGGGGACCGGAUCCUAGGGGUGAACGACCACGUUGUGGAAUGUGAAGACUAUGCUGUGGUGGUGCGCCGUAUCCGGGCCAGCGGUCCGCGGGUGUUGCUGACAGUUUUGGCGCAGCACGUGUAUGACAUGGUUCAAGAUCGGCAGGGGAACAGUGCCCACCUGUCUCCUACUCUCGGCCCAGGGGUCCGGCCCCGACUGUGUCACAUAGUGAAAGAUGAGGGCGGCUUUGGCUUCAGUGUCACCUACAGUUAUCAGGCUCCUUUCUGGUUGGUGCUGAGCACUGGAGGAGCAGCUGAGCGGGCCGGGGUGCCUCCUGGGGCCCGACUGCUAGAAGUGAAUGGGGUCAGCGUGGAGAAGUUCACUUAUAACCAACUCAGCAGGAAGCUCUGGCAGAGUGGAGAGCAAGUGACCCUGCUGGUGGCCGGGCCAGAGGUGGAGGAACAGUGUCGCCAGCUGGGAAUGCCCCUGGCUGCGCCCUUAGCGGAGGGCUGGGCACUGCCCACCAAGCCGCGCUCUCUGCACCUACAGAAGGGGCCCCGGGGCUUUGGGUUCCUGCUUCGGGAGGAGAAAGGUCUUGAUGGCCAACCCGGACAGUUCCUGUGGGAGGUGGACCCAGGACUGCCAGCUGAGAAAGCCGGGAUGCAGGCUGGGGACCGGCUGGUGGCUGUGGCUGGGGAAAGUGUGGAGGGGCUGGGCCACGAGGAGACAGUGUCCAGGAUCCGCGCGCAGGGCUCCUCUGUCUCCCUCACUGUUGUCGACCGUAAGGCUGACCGCUUCUUCAGCAUGGUUCGCUUGUCCCCACUUCUCUUCAUGGAGAGCACAGAGGCUCCUGCCUCUCCCCAGGAAAACUGCUCGGCCUCUCUGGUUGAAACCAAGGACCUACCAGUUGAAGACACAGCCAUGCCUCUUGUCCCGUGUGGCUCCCGCCAGUGCUUCCUGUACCCUGGGCCUGGCGGUGGCUACGGCUUCCGGCUUACCUGUGUGGCCAGUGAGCCUCGUCUCUUCGUCUCCCAGGUGACCCUAGGAGGCUCAGCUGCCCGGGCCGGGCUGCAAACGGGAGAUGUGAUUCUGGAGGUGAAUGGGUAUCCCAUGGGUGGAGAGAAUGACCUGGAAAAGCUUCAGCAGCUGGUUGAGGCUGAGCCACCCCUCUGCCUGAAGCUGGCCGCCAGGUCCUGCCGGGGCUUCGAAGCCUGCGAUCGCCCAGGGUUUGGAGAGGACGGGGCUCUAGCCUCAGAGCUGCUGUAGUCCUCCUCUGCUGGACAAAGAUCUGCCCAUUGGCCUUCCCGUCUUCACUCUCUGGCUUGUGAUGGUAGGAGCUGAGAAGCUCUCUUUAAGCCAGAACUGCAGCUCUAGGAUUCCGGACACCCCCAAUCACAGGAUUGCCCAAGGUCUCCCCGCCUUCCUCCCAGAAGAGGGUGUGGCCAGAGGCCUCCGGCAGGCCCACUAGGGGGCCUAGGAGCAUCGGGUUGUGUCCCUGGGAUGAACUUCCCGCCCGAAACGAAGAAUGGUGUGAUUUCGUGAUUUGUAAUAAAUUAGACCCUUUCCCAGCACAGAGCUCCUAAAACCCUUGGAAUUUCCGAAGUAGUAAGAUGACAAAGGUGUCUUCUGUUACUCGUAACAAGCCCCUUUCAACCACAUCUGACUUUGUUAAUUAAGGAAGUGAUUUUUGGAAAGCACCUAAGGUUGGGGGACUGGUUGCCAGGGGAACCUACCACGUGAUUAGAGAGGGUUGGAACUUUCAGCCCCGCCCCGCCCCGCCCCACCCCACCCCCACCCUGGACCUCCCGGGAGGGGAGAGGCACUGGAGGUUGAAUUAAUCACCAAUGACCAAUGGUUUCACUGCUGGUGCCUCCAUAGUGAAGCCUCCAUAAAAAAAACCCCAAUAGGACGGGGUUCAGGGAGCCUGGAGGUGCUGGCCUGGUGGUGUACCCAGAGGGGGCAUGGAGCUCCCACGCUCAUGCCUUGUCCCGUUCCUACUUUCAUCUGGCCGUUCCUGACUUGUGUCCUUUAUAAAAAAACCCGGCAAUCUAGCGAUUAAAAGGUUUCUCUUGA